Myzus persicae (green peach aphid) is the source of this 2708-nucleotide messenger RNA. Its product is annotated as esterase FE4-like. The transcript is spliced from 8 exons. The record is from RefSeq and is a predicted model, not a curated record. The coding region runs from base 677 to 2389 and encodes 570 amino acids. NCBI's taxonomy places the organism in Eukaryota, Metazoa, Arthropoda, Insecta, Hemiptera, Aphididae.
AAUAAUAUGACACAAUUUUUUGUUUCAUAUACUACUGCAGAAUGACAUAAUUAUGUAAUAUUGAUAUCAACUAACUUCUAAAUACGUACGUUUUGUAGGCUUGUAGAGUAUCGUCAUGAGCCAUAUAACUCAUAAGUGUUUGAAUAAUAAUCAUAGUUAAAUAUAUUAUUUUGUUGUUAUCUCAUAUAAUUAAUGUACAUUAUAAAGUGCCUAGGAUCUAGGUAUACAUACUAAAAACAUAUUAUCAGUUAUCACUUAUUAAAAUAGGUACCUAAUUAUUUAUUAUACUUUCAAAAUUUAAUUAAGUAUAGUUGAUUAAAAGUAAAUUAUUGGUCUUUACACUGUUCAGUCACGGAUCAACGAAAAUUGGUUCUUCUGCGCAUCCCCACGCUGCCUCUGUCAUUGCAGUGGUCAAGUGAGCCUUGGUUUCGAUAUCAGCGUGAUGCGGGGGGACGCUCAGAAUCGGCGUGUUUUCUCGCUGAACAGAGUGUAGUUAAUUAAUAUUAUUUAGAUAAUGAUUAUUUUUAUGAACAUUAGGCAUAUAUUUGAUAGAUAAUAUCAUCAUAUCUGAAUGGGAAUAAAAUACAACUUUUUUUUUUAAAGCAAGAUAUGAAUAAAAUUGUGUAAUAAACUAAUAAUACUAUUAUAGUAACAUUUUUAUAUGUAGUGGACUACAAUGUAUUUUUCAAGGACGUGGACAAUAAAUCAGGUGCGAGAAAAGCUUGUGUGCGCUGUGAUAAUAUCAUUUUUAAGUUCGACAUUUUGCCAAGUGGAGGUAAAAAUUACAAAAGGAAUUUUAAACGGUCGAAUUUUGAAAUCUAGAAAUGAAAGGCCUUAUUACUCGUUCACUGGUAUACCGUAUGCAAAACCACCCGUUGGAGAACUUCGAUUUGAGGCUCCGGAACCAGCCGAUCCAUGGGAUGGUACGUUAGAUGCCACCAAACAUUCAAACGCAUGUGUCCAAAAAUAUGAAACUAAUAGCAGUGAAGAUUGCCUAUAUUUGAAUGUAUACACUCCAAGUACUGGUGGCAAUUUUCCAGUUAUGUUUUGGAUUCACGGGGGUGCGUUUUAUUUGGGACACAGUAGUCCGGAUAUGUUUGGCCCGGAUUAUUUUAUGGAUUCAAACAUAGUCUUGGUCUCGGCUAAUUUUAGACUAGGCGUAUUAGGUUUUUUGAGUACCGAAGACGAUGUUAUACCCGGAAACUAUGGAAUGAAAGAUCAAGUUGCGGCAUUGCGGUGGGUGCAAGAAAAUAUUGUUCAAUUUGGCGGAGAUCCCAGAAAAGUGACAAUUUUUGGCGGAAGUUCCGGUGGAGCUAGUGUCGGCUAUCACAUGUUAUCGCCGAUGAGUAAAGGUCUAUUUCACAAAGCCAUCCUCCAAAGUGGUACUCCAUUAUGUCGUUGGAGUACGUCUCUGCCGGGUAUAGCGCGCGAUCGAAGUAAAAUCAUUUCAUGCAUAGCUGGAUGUGCUGGAAAUGGAACUUCUCAAAAUUUAUUGAAAUGUCUUAAGACUUUACCGCAAAGUUUUUUCAGUGACGUUUAUGAUAAACUUCGGGAAUGGCACACGUAUCCUACUGUUUUGUUUACGCCAGUUGUGGAGCAGUGUGACUCGGGCAAAGAAGCUUUUCUUUGUCGUCAUCAAAUGAAAGAGUUCAAGCAAGAGUCUUUCGUUCCGGCUAUCAUCGGACUGAACUCAGCUGAAGGUGGAAUGAUAGUUUCUUCCAUUUACAACGACACGUCUCUUCUAUAUCCAGAAUUGUCGACGGAUUUUAAUCGUUUGUUAUCUAUCAUUCUGUCAUAUCAGCAUUUCACACACAAUUUGGACGAAAUCGGUGAAAAAGUGCUCAAAAAAUAUUUCCCAUCUGGAAAAAUCGGAGAUCAUUCGCAUUUAAAAACCGUCGAAAUGAUUACCGAUGGCCGUUAUCUUCACGGCAUAUUUGACAUGGCUCUUAAGCUGGUGUCACCGGUAUAUUUUUAUUUAUAUGAUUAUCAAAAUGAAUUUUCAUUUAACACUUUAUAUGGUAAAUGUAAUAAAAAAUUAGGAGUCACGCACGGCGACGAGUUGACCAGUUUGUUCAAAUCGGACAUAAUAAAUCCUAAAAAAAUUAAUUUAAGAGAUACGGAAGUUUCAAAGCUUAUGGUUGAUGUUUGGACGAAAUUCGCAACAUCAGAAUCACCUACUAUUGAUGGGAAAGUGGAUAGUCCAUCUUGGCCAACGUUUAACUCACUGAGACAAUCAAUACUUCACAUACACUCAGAUCAUCCAGAUAUUAUACAAAACCCACUGGAAGAAAAGUAUACUUUUUGGAACAAUUUGCCUCUUCUUUCUAAUUUCGAGAAAGUUAUAUCUAAACAUAAAUUUCCAUCAGAUCAUAUGAAAAAUGAGUUGUAAUUAUCUCGAAUUUAGUGAGGCUUUAUGUUAAAUAAAUAUUAAUAUAAACGUGUUUUUAUAUGGUUUCGUAAAAAUAUCACCAUCAAUUUUGAUUGGAAAUUAUUAUGUUAUAUUUUUAAUUUAAAUAAAUUCAUUUUGUUUUUGGCUUUUGUAAAAAAAAAUAUGUUUUUAUUUUAUAAUAAACUUGUUAUUUACACAUUACUUUAUUUAUUUGAUGAUAUUAUGUGAUUUCAUUUCUGUGCAUAAUUUUGUAUUCGAUGAUAAUAAUACAAAUUAUAAAUCUUCUUUUAGUUCAAUAAAUCAAUCAUUGAAAAAAUUA